Pelobates cultripes (western spadefoot toad) is the source of this 198-nucleotide messenger RNA. The record is from the annotation of a GenBank genome assembly. Lineage: Eukaryota; Metazoa; Chordata; Amphibia; Anura; Pelobatidae.
AUGGAGGCUGCAAAUGAGACCGCGGACUCUCCCCCCGCGACACCCGCCGGAUUUUCCCCGGCCCCAACAACCUCACAGGGUGCACAGGGGACGCUGGAUGGGGAUCUGCGAGCUCUCCUGCCCAACUUGCUUACCAAGGCAGACCUGGAGGCGCUUUCUGAUCGCCUCAGUAAAGUAAUCCGGGAUGAACUGGCACAG